GCCCUUUCGCGUGUCCGCACUCCCUCCCCUCUCCUCCUCCUCCAUUUUGCGAUCUCGAGUCUGUGACGGGAGCCCGAGUCGCCGCCCGCCCGUCGGGGACGGGUUCUAGUGGGUGGAAGGAGAGCCGCAGCCGGAGCGGCCGGCCAGGCGCCGGGACGGAGGACGCGCGCCCGAGACCCGGCCCGAACAGACGGGCUCGGGGCAGGGGGCUGGCUUGUCAGCGGAGAAAUGCAAGACUUUAUUAGAUAGGGGCUCCCCCCACCCGUGGAGAAGGGGGCGGCUGUUUACUUCCUUUUUUUAGGAAAAAAACCAUCUCCCUCUUGCUUUCACAUGCUAAGUUGUUUAUCUCGGCUGCCGUGGGAGCUGCGGACGGUGGUGGGUGAGCGGCGCCUCCAGCAGAGCUGAUAUUCGUUGAUGGACCCGAAGGAAUCAUUAACCUCCGUCAGAGAAGAAAUCCCUAGCAGUGUGCUUGUUGGGGAGAGGGGAAAUGUAAUGGACCUUUAUAAAACCCUAAGGGGCGGAGCUACCGUGAAGGUUUCUACAUCUGCCUCCUCACUGGCUGCUGCUUCUCAGUCAGACUCCAAGCAGCAAAGACUUUUGGUCGAUUUUCCAAAAGGCUCAGGAAGCAAUGUGCAGCAGCCAGAUUUGUCCCAGGCAGUUUCACUCUCUAUGGGACUGUACAUGGGAGAGACAGAAACAAAAGUGAUGGGGAAUGACCUGGGAUUCCCACAGCAGGGCCAAAUCAGCCUUCCCUCUGGGGAAACAGACUUUGGACUUCUGGAAAAAAGCAUUGCAAACCUCAGUAAGUCGACCAGUGUUCCGGAGAACCCCAAGAACUCAGCAUCUGCUACUGUUUCUGCUGCCCCCACAGAGAACGAGUUUCCAAAAACACAUUCUGAUAUGUCUUCAGAACAGCAGAAUUCGAAGAACCAGACUGGCACCAACGGGGGCAAUGUGAAGUUGUAUACCACAGACCAAAGAACCUUCGACAUUUUGCAGGAUUUGGAGUUUUCUUCUGGGUCCCCAGGUAAAGAGAUGAAUGAGAGCCCUUGGAGAUCAGACCUCUUAAUUGAUGAAAACUGUUUGCUUUCUCCUUUGGCAGGAGAGGAUGAUCCAUUCCUUUCGGAAGGAAACUUGAGUGAGGACUGUAAGCCUCUCGUUUUACCAGACACUAAACCUAAAAUUAAGGAUAAUGGAGAUCUGAUCUUACCAAGCCCCAGCAGUGUGACACUGCCCCAAGUGAAAACAGAAAAAGAAGAUUUCAUCGAACUCUGCACCCCUGGAGUAAUUAAGCAGGAGAAACUGGGCCCAGUUUACUGUCAGCCAAGCUUUUCUGGGGCAAAUAUAAUUGGUAAUAAAAUGUCUGCCAUUUCUGUUCACGGUGUGAGUACCUCUGGGGGACAGAUGUACCACUAUGACAUGAAUACAGCAUCCCUUUCUCAACAGCAGGAUCAGAAACCUGUUUUUAAUGUCAUUCCACCAGUCCCUGUUGGUUCAGAAAAUUGGAAUAGGUGCCAAGGAUCUGGAGAUGACAGCCUGACUUCCUUGGGGACUUUGAGCUUCCCUGGUCGAUCGGUUUUUUCUAAUGGCUAUUCAAGCCCCGGAAUGAGACCCGAUGCAAGCUCUCCUCCUGCAUCCAGCUCAGCAGCUGCAGGCCCGCCUCCCAAGCUCUGCCUUGUGUGCUCUGACGAAGCCUCAGGAUGCCAUUACGGGGUCUUGACCUGUGGGAGCUGUAAGGUCUUCUUCAAAAGGGCAGUGGAAGGACAGCACAAUUAUCUUUGUGCUGGAAGAAAUGAUUGUAUCAUUGAUAAAAUUCGAAGAAAAAACUGCCCAGCGUGCCGCUACCGGAAAUGUCUUCAAGCUGGAAUGAACCUGGAAGCACGAAAAACAAAGAAAAAGAUAAAAGGAAUUCAGCAGGCCACUACAGGAGUCUCACAAGAAACUCCUGAAAAUCCUAACAAAGCAAUAGUUCCUGCAACAUUACCGCAACUCACCCCUACCCUGGUGUCACUGUUGGAGGUCAUUGAACCCGAGGUGGUGUAUGCAGGAUAUGAUAGCUCUAUUCCAGAUACGACUUGGCGGAUCAUGACUACACUCAACAUGCUAGGUGGACGGCAAGUGAUCGCAGCAGUGAAAUGGGCAAAGGCGAUACCAGGAUUCAGGAACUUACACCUGGAUGACCAAAUGACCCUACUGCAGUAUUCAUGGAUGUUCCUCAUGGCGUUUGCCCUGGGAUGGAGAUCGUACAGACAAUCCAACGCAAACAUGCUGUGUUUUGCUCCUGAUCUGAUCAUUAAUGAGCAGAGGAUGGCUCUACCCUGCAUGUAUGACCAAUGUAAACACAUGCUGUUUGUUUCCUCUGAGUUGCAAAGGCUUCAGGUCUCUUAUGAGGAGUAUCUCUGUAUGAAAACCUUACUGCUGCUCUCAUCAGUUCCUAAGGAAGGGUUGAAGAGCCAAGAGCUAUUUGAUGAAAUUAGAAUGACCUACAUCAAAGAACUGGGGAAAGCCAUCGUCAAGAGGGAAGGAAACUCCAGUCAGAACUGGCAGCGGUUUUAUCAACUGACAAAACUCUUGGACUCCAUGCAUGAUGUAGUUGAAAAUCUCCUUCACUAUUGCUUCCAAACGUUUUUGGAUAAGACCAUGAGUAUUGAAUUCCCAGAGAUGUUAGCUGAACUGAUCACCAACCAGUUACCAAGAUAUUCAAGUGGAAACAUCAAAAAACUUCUGUUUCAUCAAAAGUGACUGCCUUAAUAAGAAAGGUUGCCUUAAAGAAAGUUGACUUUAUAGCUUUUAUUGUAAAAAUUAUCAGUUUAUCCUAUAGCGGUUCUGUUUAGUUUUCUUUUUUGUUCAUGUCUGGUUUUGUUUUUGUUUUGAAUACGCACUACAUGUGGUUUAUAGAGGGCCAAGACUUGGCAGCAGAGCAGUUGAGCCAUCACUUCUCAGUGAUGGGAAAAGUAGAAAGUGCUAGUUGGUGGAUCCCAGGAAUUACAAACAAUGACGUGGGGUGAUCUCCACUAUCAGAGAAGGGUGGCACCCAAACCACCAGUGCCCAGAGUCUACGUCAUGGACUUUCUGCUCAUAUUUUUCACAGUUGGCUGGAAAAAAUUUUCUAGACUUUUUGUUGGUGUAUUUCCCCCUGUAUAGUUAGGAUAACAUUUUUUGAUUUAUGCAUGGAAACCUGAAAACAAGUUUACAAGUGUAUAUCAGAAAAGGGAAGCUGUGCCUUUUAUAGCUAUUAUCAUCUGGUUUUAGCAAUUUCCUUUAUAUUCAGUGAACUACGCUUGCUCAUUUUUUCUUACAUAAUUUUUGUAUUCGAGUUACUGUACAGCUGUUUCAGAUGGGCAACUAGUUCAAAGCUUUCCUAGAUAAACUCUAAACAUUAAUCUUCUGUGUGAAAAUGGGUUGGUGCUUCUAACCUGAUGGCACUUAGCUAUCAAAAGACCACAAAAAUUGACUCAAAUCUCCAGUAUUCUUGUCAAAAAAGCUCAUAUUUUGUAUAUAUAUAUGCUUCAGUGGGGAAUUAUAUAGAUUGUGCAAAUUAACCGUCCUAACUGGUAUAGAGCACCUACCUAGUCCAGACCUGCUGGGUAAACUGUGGAUGAUGGCUGCAAAAGACUAAUUUAAAACAAACAAGAAAACUACCAAGAGGCCCUGUUUGUACCUAAUGCCCUAUCCCUGCAAUGGUUAGAUGGCACGAAAGUUAGUUUACUGUCUUUCAGGACCUUUUGUUGUAGUUUAUAUAACUUCUUAAAAGUUAUGAUUCCAGAUAACCAGCUGAAAAAAAGCUGAGAGAUUUUAAUCAGACCAAGUAAUUCCUCUCACUUUACCCAAAAAAUAAAUCUCUAAUAAGGCAGAAGUGGCUAGACACCCAUUUUCACAUUCCCAUCUGUCACCUAGUAGUCUACCCUUCCUGGUGGUACAGGAAAGCUCAGCUACUGAUUUCUGUGACUUAGACUGUGUGUCCGACUUCCAUGUUUGUAAACUAUACACAUCCCCGUCCCCGUGUGUGCCAUAGUUUAACAAAAGUCUUGUGAAUUUCUCCUCCUCACUGCUGAGACUUAAUCAUUUUAAACAAAUAGAAGCUGUAGUAGCCCUUUCUGUGUGCACCUUACCAACUUUCUGUAAACUCAAAACUCAUAUUUACUAAGCCACAAGAAAUCUGAUUUCUAUCCAAGGUGGCCAAAUUAUUUGUGUAAUAGAAAACUGAAAAUCUAAUAUUAAAAAUAUGAAACUUCUAAUAUAUUUUUAUAUUUAGUUAUAGUUUCAGAUAUAUAUCAUAUUGGUAUUCACUAAUCUGGGAAGGGAAGGGCUACUGCAGCUUUACAUGCAAUUUAUUAAAAUGAUUGUAAAAUAGCUUGUAUAGUGUAAAAUAAGAAUGAUUUUUAGAUGAGAUUGUUUUAUCACGACAUGUUAUAUAUUUUUUGUAGGGGUCAAAGAAAUGUCGAUGGAUAACCUAUAUGAUUUUAGUGAGUGUAAGCAUUCAUAUACGCAGUAGUGGUCUCGAAAACCAAACAGGUUUGCUCUAGGCCCUAGAGUCGAGGGGACGAGGGAGAUGGAGACUGACCCUGUGUGCAGAGAAGGUGGCUGAGGCUCCACCCCGCUCAGAUCACAGAGGAAGUAAUCCUCUGCCUCCCAGAAUGACCACCCUUCUCAUUCCAACGGUGAUUCUGGCGGCGCAGGCUUAGUUGACUAAAUCUCCCCUUGCGCUAAGUGUGUGAGCAGGAGAUGGAAAGGUGGUGCUUACCCCCAGACGGUCACCAUCUAACAGUGUGUUACUUUCACAUGCAAGCCUCUCCGGCAGUUUAAUAAAAACAGAGGCUUUAGAAGUUUGGCAAUAAUAGGCAUAGAGGUACCAGCAAUAUGUAAAUAGUGCAGAAUCUCCUAGGUUGCCAAUAAUACACUAAUUCCUUUCUAUCCUACAGGAGUUCAUUUCCAAACAAAAUGAGGAUGUUUAUGUUUUCUUUGAAUGCUUUUUGAAUGUUAUUUGUUAUUUUUCAGUAUUUUGGAGAAAUUAUUUAAUAAAUGUAAUAAUUUGCUUUUUGAAUGCUCUCUAAAAGGGAAUGUUCCUUUUCUGUAAUAGUUUAAAUUGAUCUCAAAGUAUUUUAAGAUGGUUUGUAACCCAGCUGGAUGUGAAAUUUUUGGUGCCUAAGAAAUACCGCUUGAAUAUUAUUAUCAAUGACAGUGUUAAGAAUCAAAAAGAACUUCUGAAAGGUAAAUUUUAUUCAUUUAUAAUGUUAAUAUGGUUAAAACCAGAAAGCACAUCACACAUCAAUCAUGUUUUAGUCCCAGCAUCCUCAGCUCUUAAAAAAUAGAGGUUGGUGAAAAAAAAAGAUACGUGCACUUUGUUGUUAAAAAGAAAUCAACUGACAUUCAUACAACUAUAGGAGGCUGGACAUUGAAUGGAAAAAGAAGCUGUGCCCUUUUUGAAUACGUGGGAAAGAAGAAAGUUACCUUAAUUAUGUUGUUCCUAUGAGUAUAAUUAUGGAUUUAAGUGAAAAAAGAUGGUGCUAUUUGAAAGUAGCUUCAUUUUCUAUGUAGGUGGUAUCUUGCCAUCCCAAACUAUUUAAGUUUGUAGUAAUGUCAGUGAGAGUUGGUGACAGGCCUGGGUGACUCACAACAGAUCCUGAAAAGUAUUUUUAAUUACUGGUGGAACAAAGUGACCCUCUUGGUGUUUUUAGGCCUUGCUGCGGGGCGCAAGUGCUUUUUGGGGUAUAUAGACCCAACUGUCUAAGAUUAUAGGAGGGGAACCUCAAAGAGCACUUGCUUUCUGGGAAAAAAAAAAACAAAAAACAAAAAAAAAACACCUCACCCCAAAGGGUCUAUGAAGAGCUCGGCCACUAGCAUCAGGUUGAUUCUGGAGGCAAAUCUAAGGAAAGCCAACCUCACUGCAGAACUGGGGGGUGGGAAGGGUAAGCAGUUCCAAUCUUACUUAUCUAGACAACCUAGUAUCAUUGAGUCUUAUCAUUUUAGUUCUGUUAAAUACCCUAAAACUCCAUCUCCAUGGAAUGAACAUUAUUACACUAUGAUCUGUCAAAAGUCAAGAAUCAUGGCAGCCCUCCAUGGACUUUGAUCUCGGUUGGUUGUUCAGAAGACUGUAGCUGUAGAUGAAUGUGUCUUUAUGUGCCUGGUUUGAGAGUUGAAAGGGAAAAUGAGAGAGUAAGGGGGACACUUUAACCACUUUGAGUGGAAGUUGCAUCAUUUUCCAGACUAUUCUCAGUCGGCCUGGUACACCAGGGAUUAGUGGCCAGGUUUUUUGGGAAAGGAUUAGCUUCUCUCUAGGAAAGAAGGAUUUUAUUUUCUGAUGAAAGGCUGUAUGAAAAUACCCUCUUCAAAUAACUUGCUUAACUACAUAUAGAUUCAAGUGUGUCAAUAUUCUAUUUUGUAUAUUAAACAAAUGCUAUAUAAUGGGGACAAAUCUAUAUUAUACUGUGUAUGGCAUUAUUAAGAAGCUUUUUCAUUAUUUUUUAUCACAGUAAUUUUAAAAUGUGUAAAAAUUAAAACCAGUGACUCCUGUUUAAAAAUAAAAGUUGUAGUUUUUUAUUCAUGCUGAAUAAUAAUCUCUAGUAAAGAAAAAAAUGUCUUUUUACCUACACAGUGAAAUGUCAGAUUGUAAAAUCUUGUGUGGAAAUGUUUAACUUUUACUUUCAUUUAAAUUUGCUGUCCUGGUAUUACCAACCCACACAUUUGUACUGAAUUGGCAGUAAAUGUUAGUUAGCCAUUUACAGCAAUGCCAAAUAUGGAGAAACAUCACAAUAAAAAGAUCUGCUUUUUAAUUA
Miniopterus natalensis is the source of this 6776-nucleotide messenger RNA. RefSeq names its product nuclear receptor subfamily 3 group C member 1 (gene NR3C1). Gene Ontology annotation, molecular function: zinc ion binding; steroid binding; nuclear glucocorticoid receptor activity. Lineage: Eukaryota; Metazoa; Chordata; Mammalia; Chiroptera; Miniopteridae. The record is from RefSeq and is a predicted model, not a curated record. Gene Ontology annotation, cellular component: nucleus. Gene Ontology annotation, biological process: regulation of DNA-templated transcription; nuclear receptor-mediated glucocorticoid signaling pathway.